UUUUUUUUUUUUAAAAAACUUAACGGCACAAUUUUGGAGGAAUGUGAACCGGAUGUCAUUUUAAAAGAUCCUAAUGCACGCCUGUGACUGAGAGACUGAAAUUUGCUGGGUCAGUUAAGUAUAAUCUGGUAAGAUCACAGUGAAGCCCUGUACAUCUCGAUAGGAUUAGGACUUCACAUCGCAAGGCACGCAGGAAAGAGGCUUUACUUGUACUUAGUUUGUGAUAGCGGUCCCUCUCAUAGGACUGCCUGCUGAAUUCAUUGUGAACCUCAGGUUAGGACACAGAAACUGCUGUUUAUUAUGUUUCCGUGCCUCAUUUUUUAACAGAAGCCUUUUUUCCUUGGUGUGGCUCUUUUUAAAGGAUGGAUCUGGGCAAGGUUAAGUUGCUGAGGACUGGUCUAAACUCUCUGCACCAGGCUAUUCACCCUGUUCAUGGGAUAGCCUGGACGGAUGGGAAGCAGGUUUGCCUCACGUCCUUCUUCUUCGCCAGUGGGGAGGCCAGGUUUGGUGACACCAAUGUCAUUGGGCAGUUUGAGCAUGUCUUUGGACUCUACUGGGGACCUCUGUGCUGCACGGGGUCUCCGGCGCUGCUGGCCGUGCAGCACAAGAAGCAUGUCACCGUGUGGCAGCUGCAGCUCAGCGCGCUGGAGCAGAACAAGCUGCUGUGCACGCAGACCUGUGAGAUGAGCGAGCCCUUUCCCCUGCUCUCCCAGGGCUGCGUUUGGCACCCCAGAAUGGACAUCUUGACCAUCCUGACCAAACGUGAUGCCUCUGUCCUCUUCUCAGUUCGAGUGGAUAACAGGAGGGUGAAAGCGGAUAUCAAGGGCAGUGGCCUCAUUCACUGCGCCUGCUGGACAAAGGAUGGCACACGCCUGGUGGUGGCUGUGGGCAGCUCCCUGCACUCCUACAUUUGGAACGACAUCCAGAAGAGCCUCACAGCCUGCACCUUUUGCCCCAUCUUUGAUGUUGGUGGCUAUAUCUGUGCGAUAGAAUCAAUUGAAGGAUCACAAAUUGCUGUUGCUACUGAACUACCUCUUGAUAAAAUCUGUGGUCUCAAUGCUGGCAUGGCUUUUGAUGUGUCCUCGGAUACUGAGUCCCUGCCCCCGCAGUCUCCCAUGCUGAUAUUGGGUGAUGAUUUCUCCUCUGACUCAAGGAGGAGGUCAACGGACUCCGAGAGGUCGUUGCCUUUGGGAUACCUUUCCUCACCGGCAGGUGGUCCGAUUGAUUUGACGCACAUCCUUGCAAAGCACAGGAAGUCAGACCCAAGUCCCCUCAUUCACCUGCGACGCAGAGACCACCUGACGGGAUCUGGCCAAGACUCGUCCUACUUAAUCCUGGUACGAUAUGAGCGGAAGGUUACUACUACCAGGAAAGUGAGUGUCCCUGGUAUUUUGGUUCCAGAUAUCAUAGCGUUUGACCCACGUGGUUGCACUGUUGUCGUAGCAUCCAAUACUUGCAACAUGGUGCUGGUGUACUGUGUGACUGCAUCCUCCAUUCCCAAUAUCCAGCAAAUCCAGUUGGAGAAAAAUGAACGACCCAAAGGUGUAUGCUUCUUGAGUGAUAACAUGCUGCUGCUGAUGGUGGGAAGACAGAAGUCUAAUGAUCCUGCCUUUCUUCCUUCCUCAAACACAGACAAGUACAGCAUCAGGCUUAUGACCAAGGAACUGAUUAAUGAUGAGGAUCGGAGGGUGUUGAGCACUCAGAAUCAUGAUGUGGGGUCACAUUUCCUUGGCAGUACUAGGAGGUACUCCGAGAGCUACGUUAAGGAAGAACGUCCAGUGAUGAAGGAACUGAUGCUGCCAACUGGCUCUGUAAUCCAGUCACCCAAUAACAGGCGAAAGCUGAUUGAGGAGGUGAAGAGUUCCGACCCCAGCCCAGUAGCAAGCCUGACGGACUUUUCGGAAAGAGCGACCUCCAGCACAUCUUCAAUCACGAUAGAGAAUUUCGAUGUGGAGCACAUCAAUCGAAUGGCUAGCUUGGCUGUGACUGCUCAAAGCAGCCGGGAGUCUAGCAGACCCUGUUCUCCAAGGUUUGAGGUGUCUGAGAAGCUGCACUCGGACCCCACUUUGCCCAAGAGUGGCUUCCUUGCGAAAGAGAAAUCAGCGGAGCAGCUCUCUCAGAAUAUGGAGAGGCUUUUUUCCAGGUUUGCAGAGGUGCAGCAGUGUCUUUCUGAAAUCAGGGACUUCACCCAGAAUGGGAGGAAGUUGAUGGGGAACUAUCCUUUGGCCUCUGAGCCUCCAUAUGUCAAUGUCACCUUUCAGAAACAGCUCUCGGAGAAUGUGUUCAUCGAUGAGAGAAGGCCGGUCCUCCUCUGUGAUGGGAAGUUGUGCCUUCGUGUUCUUCAGGACCUCUUCGGUUUGGCGGUUGUGGAGAUGCUGCAUGGCCCUCUGUGGAUAGUACUUGUAGCAGAUGCAGAUGGGUUCGUGCCACUUACUUUUAAGCCCAGGGACGAGGUGACACUCCGGAAUGGGAAGCAGAAAUUGUCGGCAAGGACACCGUGCAGCGCCGAUGGCUUCAGGUCGGGGAGUCCGGGCUGCCUGAGCCCUGACGGCUGAGGACUGCAAGCAAACAGAUGCUUGCUUUGGGGGAACACUUCUCUACAUGUCACUGGAAGUACAGUAUAUGUAUAAUGGGCAGGACUGGUUUACAGAGGGAGAGUGACACCAGUGCAACCACAUGAAGGAAAAACCCUCCUUGGAAAACUCUGAACUAGUGUUUGAACAGUUUACAAAUAUUACACAUGCAACAUGUCCCAUUCUACAAAUUCCAUGCCACAUAAAGGAUAGUGUUCCCUCAGCUUAAUGUUUACAGUGCAACAGUAUUCUCCUCUGGACUUAAAUCAUCUCGCAAACAGUCUAAGUACAGGUGAACAAAAGCCUUUUAUUUUGUAGUAGUAUAUACAUUCACCUUUAGUACUGUAUUUUGUUUAAAUAUUUAAAUGAUGGUUUUCAGUUAAAACAUACAUGAAGAAUUUGUGGUCACUGU
This is a messenger RNA of Scleropages formosus (Asian bonytongue), 2985 nucleotides long. It is a transcript of the gene wdcp, whose product is annotated as WD repeat and coiled coil containing. The record is from RefSeq and is a predicted model, not a curated record. The transcript is spliced from 3 exons. Gene Ontology annotation, molecular function: kinase binding. Lineage: Eukaryota; Metazoa; Chordata; Actinopteri; Osteoglossiformes; Osteoglossidae. The coding region runs from base 363 to 2555 and encodes 730 amino acids.